Molecule: messenger RNA, 1611 nt
Organism: Fusarium coffeatum
Lineage: Eukaryota; Fungi; Ascomycota; Sordariomycetes; Hypocreales; Nectriaceae
Exons: 4
Coding region: 1-1611 (536 amino acids)
Biological process (GO): protein deubiquitination; ribophagy
Cellular component (GO): Ubp3-Bre5 deubiquitination complex; ribonucleoprotein complex; cytosol
Molecular function (GO): mRNA binding
Source: RefSeq, a predicted model, not a curated record
AUGGCCUCCAACGGUAACUUCGCCCAACAGGACCAGUUCAAAGAAUCUGCCGACCAACAACAAACAGCUCCCACCACUUCCGCCGCCGAUGGCUCCACUACAGCCGCCGCCUCUGCUAACAGCAACUUGUCCAAGGAUGAGGUUGGCUGGUACUUCGUUGAGCAAUACUACACCACCUUGAGCAAGUCGCCUGAGAAGCUCCACCUCUUCUACGGCAAGCGCUCACAAUUCGUCUACGGCCGGGAGGCUGAGCUUGUGAACGUCUCGGUUGGUCGACAGGCUAUCCAAGAACGAAUCAAGGCUCUCGAAUUCCAAGACUGCAAGGUCCGUGUGUCUAACGUUGACUCGCAAGCGUCCGCCGAGAACAUUGUCAUCCAGGUCAUCGGCGAGACUUCGAACAAGGGUGCCGAGCCUAGGAAGUUCGUUCAGACCUUUGUUCUCGCUCAGCAGCCCUCCGGUUACUUUGUCCUGAACGAUAUCCUCCGAUAUAUCGACGAAGAGACCGAGAACGAGGCUACCGCUGCCACCGAGGAGGCCCCUGAGGAGGCUGCUGCUCCUGCCACCGAGGAGGCUGCUCCUGCCACCGAGGCUGUGGCUGCUGAGCCUGCUGCUCCUGCUGAGGAGACCAAGGAGGAGACUGCGACCCCCUCCCUCGACCCCGAGGUUGUCGACCAGAAGCUCGAGGAGGUUUCUACUUCUAAGGACGGUGUAACUCCUAACGGCAGCACCGCCGAGGCUUCAUCCGACGAGGUUAAGGCCCCCGAGACCAAGCCCGAAGCUCCUGCCGAGACUGCGGACGAGGCCGCUAAGGAGCUGGCUGAGGAAGAUGUUAAGGAGGCCGAGAAGCCCAAGGACCCCAGCCCUACGCCCGUUUCCAAGCCCGUCGCCGCUCCUCCUGCUGCUCCAGAGAAGCCCGCCGGUCCCCCUAAGCCAAUGACCUGGGCCAGCCGAGCUGCCGCCGCUGCUGCUCCUAAACCCGUUUUCCCUCUCGCCAAGUCCCCUACCCCUCCUGUGAACCAGAGCCGUGCUCCUGCUCCUGCCACUUCUGCUCCAACUUCUCAGCCCGCUGCCGCCCCUGUUUCUACUGCUAAUGCCCCUGCUACCGAGGCCGCUUCUAAGGAGACAGCUGGAUGGCAGACAGCUGGCGGCGAUUCUAAGCGACAGAACCGACCUCAGUCUGUGUCCGGACCUCCUGCUAACGAGAAGGAGGGUACUCUUGGAUACGUCAAGUUCGUGACAGAGAAAGUCCAGGACGCUGAUCUUAAGAACGCUCUUGCUGCUUUCGGCGAGCUCACUUACUUCGACAUUAACCGUUCUAAGAACUGUGCCUUCGUUGAAUUCAAGACCCCCGAAGGUUACUCAAAUGCUUUUGCUGCCAACCCUCACACUGUCAACGGUGAGACCAUUCAGCUUGAAGCCCGCCGCCCCAAAACCAACGCCAUCGGCGGUAACAACUACGGCGGUCGAGGUCCCGCUCCCGGACGUGGCCGCGGAGGUGCUGAUGGUGGUCGAUCUGGUGGUCAGGGCUCUCGUGGCAACUUCUCUGGUCAGAACCGUGGCCGAGGUGGUGCUGCUCGCGGUCGCGGUGGUGCCCAGUCUCAGAACGCUUAA